Messenger RNA from Scheffersomyces coipomensis, 1212 nucleotides. It is a transcript of the gene PGA38, whose product is annotated as Pga38p. NCBI's taxonomy places the organism in Eukaryota, Fungi, Ascomycota, Pichiomycetes, Serinales, Debaryomycetaceae. The transcript has a single exon. The record is from RefSeq and is a predicted model, not a curated record. The coding region runs from base 1 to 1212 and encodes 403 amino acids.
AUGAAAGGUAUUAUCUCAUCCAUUGCCCUUAUGGCAACCACUGUUAUAGCAGCAACUUCAUCUUCUUACUCAUUGACUAUUGAAUCAACCUCAAUUUCAACUGUGCCAUGUUCUUCAUCAUCUGCUACAUAUUUAGCUCCAUCAUCCUUUGUAUACAGUAAUUCAACUACAUCAAUAACUGAUGCUGCAGUUGCAAGUACAUAUCCGGUGAUAGAUGUUUCUUCAUCAGCAGAUCCAGCUGACCCUCCAACUGAUCCAACAUCUUCAGCUGACCCAGCAGAUCCACCUACUGAUCCAACUUCUUCAAUAGACCCACCAAUUGAUCCUCCAGCUACUACUUCAGCUGAUCCAUCAUCAUCAUCUUCAUCAUCAAAAGUUAGAUCAACUUUAUACGCUUAUGUUACUGAUACUGAAAAUGGUGUUUUCGAAGUCACAACCACUGUCUGUACCAAUGGUAAUUGUUACGUCAGUACUUUAUUAGAAAGUUCAACUACCCUUACUACUACUGUUGAUGGUAUUUUAACCGUUUUAACUACUGCUAUUCCAGUCUCUGGUUCAGUUCCACCAGCUAUUUCUCCAGUUAUUUCAACAGAAUAUUCUUCUGCUGAUCCAACUGAAUCUGAAGCAUUAACUACUUAUACUACCACUGUCGAUGGUGUUGUCACUGUUGUUACUACUUAUUGUCCAUUUAGUGGUAAAACUACUUCAACUGAAGCUACUGUUGCUCCUGCUUCAACUACUUCAGCUCCAAUUAUUACUACAAGUGAAGAAAAUGAAACUAGUACUGAAACUUUAGUUUCAACCACUGUUAUUACCAUUACUUCUUGUAAAGAAAAUAAAUGUUCUGUUGUUCCAAAGACAACCGGUGUCACUGUUGUUACUGAAGAUCAUACUAUUUAUACUACUUAUUGUCCAUUAUCAGGUGAAGUUGUAUCUUCUACUCCCGCUGUUGCUCCAACUAGUGAGGAAGAUACUACUACCACUAUUCAAAUAACUGAAACUCCUGCUGCUUCCGAAUAUUCCACUAUAAAUGUUAUAACUAAUAAUAUUGUUACUGAAACUCCAGUAUCAACCUCUUCCCAAAUCACUUCUGCUGUGAAUCAAACCACUAUAAGUACUUUCUCAACUUAUGAAGGUGGUGCUAUUGGUUCAACUGCUAAGACUUCUGGUUUCUUGGGAUUAAUAAUUUCGUUUGUAUUCCUUUUGAUAUGA